CGGAAGGCAGGAGACGUCCUUGACAUCUUGUCUCAUCGAGGCUGUUAUCAGAUCAAUGCCAGUUUCCACAAGUAUACUGAGACUGAAGGAGGUCGAUAGGAUUUCCUGCAGGACAAGUUCACCAUUCAGCGUUCGAAGUUAUUCAGAGGUUGAAAGAGUGGAAGCUGAAGAUAUUCAGUGAGAUCAAGAGAAUCACACGUUGCAAGAGAUAUCUGCAAGAAACCGGCAACAUGAUAUUAAUUAAAUGAAGCCAGGAGGGUUAUCCAUGCAUAUCUGAAGAUAUCUGUCACAGCAAUGUUACUGAGUAUGAAAGAUGAUACUAUGAAUCAGUUUAGAUUAUCACUGUCUUGAGAACGCCAUCAAAGGUCUCCAGAAGGCUGCCAGUUAGUGAAGGUAACCAUAGGUCACCGAGAGGUCAUAGGCUGCGACAAGAGGCUCAUAACAUCUAGAGAAAGCUAGUUGUGGCGUGAGGACCAAUUGAAACAAGAUGCCAAAAUGGUCACACGUUCUCUUAAAUGUAGGAUGCCGUUAAUGGUCAGAAGUUCAUUUUAGGACUAACGGGUAACACACAAAAUCCAUCAGCCGUCACGAAAGAAUAAGGGAAAAAGAUCGUUAUAUAUAUAUAUAUAUAUGUAUACAUAUAGUGUAACAUUUGUGUGAAGUGCUAAGCCCACUUGCUGUUUUCAGUGCAAGGAAUGGUGGUCGGUCAAUCCUCGGUGCACUAAGCGCGAGACACGCAAUAGCUACACAAGAAAGUGUUUUCUAAGCCGUCGAAGACUACCAGCGAUCCGGAAAAUGUCUGAGCUCCUGAGACGUUCGUUACCCGAUGCGUUAAAGCCUCGAAACCCUGAGAAAGAAUCUAGUCAUCAGAAGUCCCAUGAGGGAGGCCAGGAGUCAGGAUGGUCAACCAGCAAACAGCAGGGGUGGUAGAAUGCCUCUCCUUGUGUCUCCAGACCACGCACCAAUCUUUCUCGACCUACUGUUCACCCUGCUGACCUCCAACGUCUCUGCGGGGUCCUACUCGAAGGGCUUCGAUCUUCUCAAGUCGCUGAAGCAGCAGGUACCAGCACUCAACACCGCCGGCGGGGAAGCCAUGGACACGGCGAACGCUUCCUUGGAUCCCUCGGCAUCAGUCCUGAACGACUCCGCCAGGACCGCCCUAGGUCUUGCGGAGAAUGGCGAGGCCGUGGACGAGUACUUGGAAUACUCAGGUCGCAGCAAGGUCAACCUGACUUUACUGAAGUUGGACCUGGACCUGUCACCGGUGUUCCCGAGCCUAGAAGCAGUGUCUGCAGACGUACAGGUGUUCCUCAUCUUUGUGUAUUCCCUGGCUGCAGUGCUCAGCCUGGUCGGCAAUGUCACCGUCAUCCUCGUGCUGGCCUUCGGUAGGAGGUCAUCAGUGAGAUGUUACCUUAUCAACCUGGCUGUGUCAGACAUCACAAUGGCAACUUUCUGCAUCCCUUUCUCCUAUACCAGCUUCAUGUUUCACCGCUGGGUGUUCGCUCCGGAGUUCUGCAGAAUUGCUGCCUUUAUGCAGCAUGCCAGUGUCACCUCCAGUGUCUACACGCUCGUCGCCAUAGGUGUUGACAGGUACAAGGCGCUCAUCCACCCGCUCAACACCCGCUGGACCAAGUCUCGAUCUCGCCUGGUCAUCGCAGUCAUCUGGGUGUUCUCAGUCGUCAUAUCAUUGGUGCCUCUGGUCGUGUCUGAUUCAGAGCGCUUCGACUGGGAUGGAGAGUGGUACUACGAGUGUAAGGAGAACUGGCCCAAGACACAGAACGAACUCUACGAGAAAACGUACACUGUGGUGCUCUUUGUGUUGACGUUCGCCCUGCCCGUGCUGGGUCUGGGAUACACCUACCUCUCCAUUGUUGGCAUGAUGUGCUCCUACAGGAUCCCAGGCAACGCUGAGCCCUCCAGAGACCAGCAGCACCUCCACGCCAAGGUCAAGGUAAUCAACAUGAUGAUAGCAGUGAUGGUGUGCUUCGUGUUGAGUUGGUUCCCACUGCAAGUGCUGCAGUUCCUCAUCUACUUCGCACCGGAGAUGACGCAGUGUCGGGGCCAUGAGUGUUUCACCUACUACAUGAGCUUCUUCGCCUGCCACUGGAUAGCCAUGGCCAACUCCUUCAUGAAUCCCUUCAUCUACUGCUUCAUGAGCAACAAUUUCAGGGAGGAUCUCUGUCAGUUCAUCAGGAAGUGCGGUCGUAGGCGCAUUCGUCGUCAGAACUCGAAGACGUGGAGUCGAAGUGAGCUUGGUUCAUCCUUCCGUUCUAUUCUUUACAUCACCCACAAGACGUCAGUGCAGAGUUCCACCAAGGCGAGUUUCAGAGGUAAGACAGCCAAGCACCGAGACGCUGACACAUUAGAACUACGUCAGCUGCAAGACGCACAG
Molecule: messenger RNA, 2392 nt
Organism: Cherax quadricarinatus
Lineage: Eukaryota; Metazoa; Arthropoda; Malacostraca; Decapoda; Parastacidae
Source: RefSeq, a predicted model, not a curated record